AUGGAUCAUCCCUCCCGCCCAAACCGAGCCGUUUCGGAUGUAUCGAGCAAGGACAUGGAGGAUCAUUUGGGCCCAUGGGAUCCAGAGGCCCAACAAGCCUCGGAGCCCAAUGAGGAUCGCGAGUACGGAUGCACGUACUGCGACAAGAAGUUCUCCAACAAACAAGCAUUGGGCGGACACCAAAACGCGCACAAGGUCGAGCGUGCGGUUGAGAAAUCUGCACGAGAAAUGCAGAACAAUGUGCAUUUCGGCUACAACACUGGGCCCGGCCCGAUGGCUUACCCGGGGAUGGGCCCAACGGGCCCUUUUUUCGGUCCAUAUAGUAGAUCUCACAAUUUUUUGGAUAGAUCUUCUUUUAAUUUUCUGUACAAUGUCCCUCAUACCCCUCAACAACCUGGAAUUCAUAUCAACUACGGCGCCCCUAUAGGACUAUCAGGCGGGCCCAGGCCAAGAAAUGUUCCUCGAUUUUUGAGACAGGAUUCCACUUUCGGGUUCCCAAACGUCGGAUCCGGGAGUUCGGGCCACUCUAGGCCCAUUUUCUCAAACUUGUUGGGUUUUGGUGGGUCUGGGAGGAGGCCUCGUGAGAAUGUAGGAGUAGACGAGAAUAGGACUAGGAUGUAUAAUCUUAGGAAUGAUCAAGAGCCCGAUAAUGAUUCGGGCCUGGAUUUGUCUCUCAAGUUGUGA
Molecule: messenger RNA, 684 nt
Organism: Striga hermonthica
Lineage: Eukaryota; Viridiplantae; Streptophyta; Magnoliopsida; Lamiales; Orobanchaceae
Source: the annotation of a GenBank genome assembly